Molecule: messenger RNA, 1061 nt
Organism: Glycine soja
Lineage: Eukaryota; Viridiplantae; Streptophyta; Magnoliopsida; Fabales; Fabaceae
Product: transcription repressor OFP12-like
Exons: 1
Coding region: 55-627 (190 amino acids)
Biological process (GO): negative regulation of DNA-templated transcription
Source: RefSeq, a predicted model, not a curated record
AACAAAGUCUCUCUCAUUGUUUUGUCUCUCCCUUUGAUUUUUCAUUGUGCAAAGAUGCCCAGCCUUUUCUCCAAACACCUCCACCUCUGUUUCUUGAAGCUCAAAUACCCCACCAUUCUCUGCCAACCUCACCACAGCGAUCACACCCCACCACCCUCUUCUUCCGACAACUCCACAAUCUUCCCCUUCACCGACACCACCACCACCACCUCCUCCGGCUCCUCCACUGAGCCAGACUUCGCCUCCAUCUUCGCCUCGCAGCGCUUCUUCUUCUCCUCCCCGGGCACCUCCAACUCCAUCGUCGAGUCCCCCGACACGCGCACCUUCAUGAUCCCCACCGGUGGCGGCGUCAGAGUCCCCAAGUACUCCCUCAACCCCUACGUUGAUUUCCUCCGCUCAAUGCAGGAAAUGAUCCGUUCUCGCCAAGUCUUGGACAUCACUAAAGACUCCGAAUAUCUCCACGAACUUCUCCUUUGCUACCUCGCUCUCAACCCUACACACACUCACAAGUUCAUCCUUCGCGCAUUCACCGACCUCGUCCUCCAACUAUUGUCCUCCGCCCCGUGUCUGACGCACAACCACAACCACCACCGACGCCACCGUAGUCUCUCCGGAAGGUUGCUGUAAAAAACAACAACAUUAACUUAUUAACACGAGGUUCGUUUCAAGUCAUUUUAUUUUCUUACGAGAUAAAAGAAGAUAUCUGUGGUACCAACAUGGUGUUAUUACAUAUCACAGAUAAUCUUGUUUCUUAAGCAUAUCAUCAGAUUCAAUUAUUAGUCUGUAUGUAUGAAAAAAAAUCUGUUGAAAGAGAUCAAUCCCUUAAAUGAAUCUAAAAGUUUGUCAUUGGCUCUCCACUAAGUGAUACGUGAUUCAAAAAAAUAUAUUUGGGGUUGUAUGAUCCGCUUUGUUGGGAUUAUUUUUGUAACUUUGGUAAUAGUGGGAGCAGGGUGGCGUUUGUAUUUUGAUGAUCAAAAAGACAAAGUUAGCGAAACCAAGGAGGGAUGAAUGCCGUUUCAUUAUAAUAUAGAGUACCCGUAAUAGUGCUGCUGCUUUUUGUU